Erpetoichthys calabaricus (reedfish) is the source of this 4174-nucleotide messenger RNA. Its product is annotated as NLR family CARD domain-containing protein 4-like. Bases 219 to 3341 code for a protein of 1040 amino acids. Gene Ontology annotation, biological process: regulation of apoptotic process. The transcript has 9 exons. The record is from RefSeq and is a predicted model, not a curated record. Lineage: Eukaryota; Metazoa; Chordata; Cladistia; Polypteriformes; Polypteridae.
AGAAAGAGGAAGUCGCGCAUUUCAUAUUCGCUUCCGUGUGUUAUACUUCCCUGAAGAAAUAGGAGAUAAACAAAAAAAAAAUUCAGAGAUGCAAACAUUGACAUUACUUUUGCUUUUCACUUAAUUUGAAGUCAGACUCCUGCAGAUGAAUGCAUAAGCUGCAGCAAUUUCUCUACAUUCUGGAUCGCCUUGUCUAAGACCACAAAAUUGAUCGGAAAAUGGAUUUUAUCAAGAAGAACUAUGAAGCACUUGUCCAAAGAAUGGGGCAAACAACCAUCACCCAAAUUGUGGACUACUGUUAUUCUCAAGACAUUUUGGAUUCUGAGGAAAGUGAAGCCAUCCUUUGUAAUAAACAAGAACAGAAGGCAGCACGGAUGAUGAUCACCAUGAUUAGGAAGAAGGGAGCAGCCGCCUGUGAUGCAUUCGUUGCUUCUUUAGAAAAGCAUAAUCGUUACCUUUAUGAGGAUUUACAGGAUAACUGUUUACCACAGCAAAUGACUCAAAGGGACAUCGAAAAAAUGGCUGAAGAUUUAAAGGCUUUUUACGUCUCAGCAACAUUUCGAAGGUUUCACCCAUUAGGAAAAGACAUUGACAUCAUUUUUGAUUUAAAUACAACAUUUACUGAUGCUGAACUUUGGGAAAAAGACCUUUCAAACCGAAGGCGGAAAUGUUUGUCGUUUACAAAGCUUCUAGAUGAGUUUAAGAGUCCCACCAUCAUUGAAGGUGAUGCUGGAAAAGGCAAGACAACUCUGCUGAAAAGAAUUGCUGUCCUCUGGGCAUCUGGCGAAUGCACACCUUUGAGAAAAUUCAAGUUAGUGUUCUUUAUUCAGUUAAGCACUUCCACUGAGAAUAUUUAUGAAACAGUAUGCAGGCAGCUCCUUGGAAUGCACAGUGAUAUAGGAAAGAAAGCCUUUACAAAAGCCAUAUCUGAGCUAAAGCGAGAGGUUCUCUUCCUUUUGGACAGCUAUGAUGAAUUUAAACCAUCCAACUGCCCAGAGUUGAACUCUCUCAUUAAAGAGAACGCUCACUUCAAAAAUAUGGUAGUAUUGACAACCCGUACUGAGUCAAUAUCAAGGGUGCGACAGUAUGGUGAAACAAUCACAGAAAUAGGAGAUUUCACAGUAGAGAAUGCUACAUUACUGGUGAGAAAUGUCUUGGAGCCCGAGUUGUCUAACACUCUCCUUUUAGAACUUCAUGCGUCCAGCACUAUGAAAGAGUUGAUGAAGACACCUCUCUUUGUUGUCAUCACUUGUGCUAUUCGUAUGGGAGAAACCAGCUUUAUACCAAAAACCCAAACAGCACUUUUCUGCACCUUAUAUGACCUCAUGAUUGAGAAGAACAAUUAUAAAAUGCAUGGAACCUCCAACCACAUGAUUAGCGAGAGCAUCGAGAGGUGCAAGCAGCUGGCCUUAGAUGGAAUAUUUCAGGAAGAAUUUAAAUUCACUCUUGAUGAUUUGCUUUCUGAGCAUCAUGUGCAAGUAUUGCUGGACACUGGGCUUCUCAACAAAUAUUCUGCACAUGUUCUGAAGCCAAUUUACCGUUUCUUUCACAAGACAUUCCAAGAGUACGUUGCAGGACGUAAACUGACAGAAUUAUUAACGUCUGCUGUAAAUGAGGAGGUCAACCAAGGACUUAAGUACUUAAACAGAAUCGAUAAUAUUUCAGACAUUACUAACAAAUACCACAAGCUGCUGUUGUAUAUUUGUGGGUCCUCCCAGUAUGCUGCAGGAAUAGUUAUAAAGCACAUGGCAGGUAUUCAUACCCAUGGGAGACUUCUUGGCGUGUCUUCUGGUACUAAUGGGCAGAAUAUUGUAUUGGAUGAUGAGCAAGGUGAAUCACUGCAAAACUUGGGUGAGCUUCAGAAACUCCAAGAAGCCAGCAUGAAUGCUUUUGUGGGUUGUGCGCUGAGUUUUUUUUCUGAAAGUUUAUCUAAAUCUUCUUUAAGCACAGAAUUUAAAAUAUUUUUCCAGGACAAAACAUUAUAUAUCAAUAGUAUGAAGAUCUCUGAAUCCCUAUUUGACUUCUUUAAAUAUUUACCUAGCUGCCUUACCGCACUGGGCCUCAUCCAGUUGGACCUAUUUCCAGUUAGGCAAGGCAACGAAAGCCUGAAUCAAAACAGACCAAAGACUUUUAUUCCCAAUAAGGCUGUCUCUCUGUUCUUUGACUGGACGAAUACCUUGAGCACCAUAGAAGUAUCCUUGAAAGACUUUCAGCAAUUGUCUAGGAAAGAUGUUACAUAUUUGGCAAAAAUUUGUUGUUCAGCUUCAAGUGUAAGGCUGCAUAUUAGCAACAGUGAUGGUAUAAAAGGUAAGCUGCGUGACAUCCUAGAGGCCUGUGAACAAAACAUGGAAGAUCUCAUAAUUGAAGAUACACCUCUAACCCUGAGUGAUGAGCAGCAGAUCUGUUCCAUGAAACAUUUGAAGACAUUAUAUAUUAGCUAUCUGGAAGCUGAACAACUGCAAGGUGGGCUUUUUGAAUGCAUUCAGAACUUGGAGAAAGUCCACAAUCUGACCCUGGACAAUGUAAAGAUGACAUACACAGAUGCUGAAAAAAUUGGUCAAGGUUUAAGGCAUUUGAAUCAGCUAAGACUUCUGCAUUUAUCCAGAGUAACAGAAAUUGGAGACGGCUUCAGCUUUGUUUUUGAUGCAAUAACCCACCAAGUAUCUCCCCUUGAAAAACUGGAAAUUGUCAAUUGCUGCUUAACAAAAGAAGCUUUCAUGAUCCUUGUUGAAAACCUUCAAAACAUUCCACAGCUUAAAGUACUUGACUGUUCAAAAACAUCCCUUGGACAAGAGUCAAGUGACUGCAUUGGCCAACUAGCUGAAAAGUUAAAUGAGCUCCAGAAGCUGAAGAUUCUGAUGUUGCCAUGGGGCUCAGAUAUAAAUAAAAUUCUGAUGAAGCUGCUUACCAGUCUAGAACAGAAAACAGGCUUGAAAAAGCUAGGUUUUCAGAAGUGGUUUCUCACAGAUGUGCAUAUAUGUCACUUAGCUUCCAUAAUUGAAAAAGGACAUCUACAAGAUAUUGAACACCUGGACCUAGAAGACAACUGUGUGACCAGUGAAGGCUGGAAAGAGAUUUUGACAUCCAUAGGGAGACUAAAGAAUCUGAAAUAUAUAAAUUUGAGCAGCAAUGCCAGUUUUACACCCAGCCCAUGGGUAAUUAACAUGCUAAGCAAGCAAAUAUCUGAAUUGCGUGCACUGCAGGAAAUAUUGAUUCUAAACUGGCAACUAGAUGAGCAUGAUAUGGAAAACCUUCAUAAAGUGAGGAGCAAGGGCGGUAGAGAAUUUCGACUGAGAGUUAACACAGAGAUGAAGGAGGAAGAUGAAGAAGAGGGCUCAUAGAAGACAAGGAUGUACAGUGAAAUUUUCUUAACUAAAUUUAAAAAAAAAGGCAGACUAAAAAAGAAAGUUUUAAGAAAUGAUUCUGAUGUAUCUAAAGAUAGAUUAUCCCAUAUGUUUGAAUCAUAGAAACUGAAAACAGUCUCACAACUUCUUCUUGUUUUAUUCUUGGAAUUGCAAAGCAAAACAGAAUUGAAGGAUCUAAGGUUUUGAUUGGGAAUGCAAGGGGGUAAACAUUCCAAGAUAUAUGAAAGCGCAAGAUUAUUCAAAGCCUUAUAAACAUUUAGCAAUAUUUUAAAAUUGAUUCUGAAAAGACACAGGCAGCCAGUAUAAAGACGCUAAUACUGGUGUAAUGUGUUCAGAUUUCUUAGGAUUCUUGCAGCUACAUUCUCAACUAAUGUUAAUAGAUUUAAAUCUUUUUUGAUAGACCUGUUAGGAGUGCGUUGCAGUAAUCUAAGUAACUUAAAAGAAAGCCAUGUAUCAGCUAUUUUGCAUCCUGUAAAAACAUAAAGGAACGAACAUAUGCUGUAUUUCUUAAAUGAAAAAGUGUGGUGUUGGUGAUAUAAUUGAUAUGAGACUUAAAGUUAAGUUCUGAAUUUAAAAUAACUCAAUUUUUUUACAUCAGAUUUUCUACUUAUUUGUAAUUUUUCUACUUUUUAAAAUUUUUUUUACACAUUUUUAUUGUACCUAACAACAAGUACUUCAAUUUUCUCUUAUUUAAUUUAAGAAAAUUAUUUCUCAGCCAUUACAUAAUGCUGUUUAAGCAAUUUGUCAAACAGUUUAUUACCUUUGUGUCAUCUGGGACCAUAGAUAAAUACAUCUGUGUGUUAUUUGCA